Dreissena polymorpha is the source of this 243-nucleotide messenger RNA. Its product is annotated as procathepsin L-like. The record is from RefSeq and is a predicted model, not a curated record. NCBI's taxonomy places the organism in Eukaryota, Metazoa, Mollusca, Bivalvia, Myida, Dreissenidae. Bases 1 to 243 code for a protein of 80 amino acids. The transcript is spliced from 2 exons.
AUGUGUAGUUACCGAAGUGAUUGCAUUGGAGCCUCAAUUAGCGGAUACCAGAACGUGGGCAAGUCCGAGCAUUUCCUGGCCAGCUCCUUAUCCAGUGUAGGACCAAUCACAGUGGCAGCUGACUGCAGCGAUCGAGGCUUCAUUUGGGGAGCCAUGUUGGGUGACCAGGGAUACAUCUACAUGGCCAAAGACGAGGCCGACACCUGUGGGCUGAGCAAGUUUGCAAGCUAUCCGACACUAUAA